CUCGAACUGUGAUACUCGCUAAUACUCGUUAGUCUUCACCAUGGCAGCUGCUCAAACAGGCUAUUCUAUCUCUCGUCGCCGAGACGACCCAUACCGCUACCAGGUCGGGUUCGGUAACGCCUUCACGUCGGAAGCUAUUCCCAAUGUCCUGCCAAUAGGCCAGAACAUGCCACAGAAGAAUAAGUACGAGCUGUACACCGAAGGCAUUAAUGGUACGACGUUUACCGCCCCGAGGGCGCAGAAUCAGCAAAAUAAGGUUUACCGUAUCCGCCCUUCUGUCGCUCAUCAGGGCUUCGUCAAACGCGAGAAGCAGAACCCAUUUCUCGUUGCUGAGUUUUCCCUCAGCGACCCCACGCAAAGCGUUACACCUGCACGUGUCGCUUGGAGCCCAGACGUCCUACCGGCGAACGAGAAAGUUAAUUUUAUCUAUGGCAUCAAGACGAUGAUCGGAAACGGCAGCCCGAUGCUCCGUGAGGGUGUCGUCAUCCAUACCUAUGCGUGCAAUGCAGACAUGGGGAAAGAAGCAUUUGUGAACAGUGAUGGGGACUUCCUUAUUGUUUCUGUACAGGGCCGGCUUGAUAUCCAGACUGAGCUGGGCAAGUUGCUGGUCUUCCCGGGCGAGAUCGCGGUUGUACAGCGGGGACUGAAGUGGAAAGUUACUCUACCAGAUGGUAGUGCAACGGGCUAUAUUCAAGAGAUCUUCGGGAUGCACUAUGAGCUCCCUGACCUUGGUGUCAUCGGCUCCCAUGGACUCGCGAAUCCUCGCGACUUCGAGCACCCGGUGGCUCAUUUCGACGUUGACCAAACCGCCUGGGAAGUUAUCUACAAGCUUGGUGGCCAGCUCUUCACGUGUAAUCAAGAUCACACGCCCUUCGAUAUCGUGGCAUGGCACGGCAAUUAUGUCCCGUAUAAGUAUAACCUCGACUCCUUCAUCUCUCUCGGCAGCCUUACUCGCGACCAUGUUGAUCCGUCGAUCUGGACAGUCCUCACUGCGCGCUCGAAAACCUCAGGCGUAGCACUCGCCGAUUUUGUGUUCGCCGGCGAAAGGUGGGACGUCGCCGAGAAGACGUUCAGACCGCCGUAUUUCCAUCGCAACACUGCCUCCGAGAUUCUUGGAAUCAUCUCCGGCGACUUUGGUUUUGUUGGCGACUUCAAGCCUGGUGCACUGCUCCUUGAGACUGGAUUUGGUCCGCAUGGACCGAAUGGCGAUACGUAUGAUGCGGCCUCCAACAUGGAGCUGAAGCCGGUAAAGUAUCUCGAGGGGAUUCGCUUGGCGGUGUUCGAGACGAGCAUGCUGAUGACUCUUACUGAGUACGCUGCCAAGGGCAACAGACGUCGACCGGGUGAAGGUGGGAAGAAGGGUUUGGAAGCGAAGUUCCUGAAGCAUAAGGACGAGAUUCAAGCUGAUCUGAAGGCGGCUGGCUUGCCUCCCAUCCCUGGCCUCUGAACUCGCUGAAAGAACUCGCAACAUGUUUGCUAGCGAUCGUUGGGAGCCUUGGUUUGAUCACCGAAUCCUCUCGUAGCCGUCACUCCAUGGGACCCGAUAUAUAUGUAUACUGUUCGCUGGAAGCAAUGAAAUGGCGUAGUCUGCCCCUGGAGCAGCGUCUCAGC
Messenger RNA from Phanerochaete carnosa HHB-10118-sp, 1611 nucleotides. RefSeq lists its product as uncharacterized. The transcript has 14 exons. Gene Ontology annotation, molecular function: homogentisate 1,2-dioxygenase activity. Gene Ontology annotation, cellular component: cytoplasm. Lineage: Eukaryota; Fungi; Basidiomycota; Agaricomycetes; Polyporales; Phanerochaetaceae. Gene Ontology annotation, biological process: L-phenylalanine catabolic process. Bases 41 to 1447 code for a protein of 468 amino acids. The record is from RefSeq and is a predicted model, not a curated record.